This is a messenger RNA of Miniopterus natalensis, 1983 nucleotides long. RefSeq names its product calsequestrin 1 (gene CASQ1). Gene Ontology annotation, molecular function: calcium ion binding. Gene Ontology annotation, biological process: regulation of skeletal muscle contraction by regulation of release of sequestered calcium ion. Lineage: Eukaryota; Metazoa; Chordata; Mammalia; Chiroptera; Miniopteridae. The record is from RefSeq and is a predicted model, not a curated record. Gene Ontology annotation, cellular component: Z disc; sarcoplasmic reticulum lumen.
CUCCAGGACCCAGCAGUGUCCUCUGUCCACUGCCCUAGGCUGUCCCGACCCCACCCUCACUGUGAGCCCCUAACUCAGGAUUCAGGACCCAGGGGCCCCUCCCCACCCCAGCGAACCUCUUCUGGACCAGGAGAGACAACCCAGGUCUCGCUACCUCCAUGCACGCUGCAGACAGGAUGAGGGCCAGAGCUGUGCCGGGCCUUCGGCGGGCGCUGCUGUUGCUGCUGGUGCUGGGGGCGCCUGAGGCAGGGGUGCAGGCGGAGGACGGGCUGGACUUCCCCGAGUACGACGGAGUGGACCGUGUGGUCAACGUCAAUGCAAAGAACUACAAGAACGUGUUCAAGAAGUACGAGGUGCUGGCACUGCUGUACCACGAGCCCCCGGAGGACGACAAGGCCUCGCAGAGACAAUUUGAGAUGGAGGAGCUGACCCUGGAGUUAGCAGCCCAGGUCCUAGAAGACAAGGGUGUUGGCUUCGGGAUGGUGGACUCUGAGAAGGAUACAGCUGUAGCCAAGAAACUAGGACUAACUGAAGAGGACAGCAUCUACGUGUUCAAGGGAGAUGAGGUCAUUGAGUAUGACGGGGAGCUUGCUGCUGACACCCUGGUGGAGUUUCUGCUCGAUGUCCUAGAGGACCCUGUGGAAUUGAUUGAGGGUGAACGAGAGCUGCAGGCGUUUGAGAACAUCGAGGAUGACAACAAACUCAUUGGCUACUUCAAGAACAAAGACUCAGAGCAUUACAAGGCUUAUGAGGACGCCGCAGAGGAGUUCCACCCGUACAUCCCCUUCUUCGCCACCUUCGACAGCAAGGUGGCAAAGAAGCUGACCCUGAAGAUGAACGAGAUUGACUUCUAUGAAGCCUUCAUGGAAGAGCCCGUGACAAUCCCAGACAAGCCCAACAGCAAAGAGGAGAUCGUCAGCUUCGUGGAGGAGCAUAAGAGAUCGACCCUGAGGAAACUGAAGCCUGAGAGUAUGUAUGAGACCUGGGAGGACGACCUGGAUGGAAUCCAUAUCGUGGCCUUUGCAGAGGAGGCUGACCCCGACGGCUAUGAGUUCUUAGAGACUCUCAAGGCUGUGGCCCAAGAUAACACUGAAAACCCUGAUCUUAGCAUCAUCUGGAUUGACCCUGAUGACUUUCCCCUGCUGGUUCCCUACUGGGAGAAGACCUUUGAUAUCGACCUGUCAGCCCCGCAAAUAGGAGUCGUCAAUGUGACUGAUGCUGACAGCAUAUGGAUGGAGAUGGACGACGAGGAGGACCUGCCCUCGGCCGAGGAGCUGGAGGACUGGCUGGAGGACGUGCUGGAGGGCGAGAUCAACACAGAGGACGAUGAUGACGACGACGACGACGACGACGAUGAUGAUGAUGAUGAUGACGAUGACUAGCUGCUAUGACAACCAUCCCUGUGCCCCACACGCUCUCCUCAGGCUCCCUCCCGCCUUCCCUGAAGUCCUCCAGGGAUACUAGGUCAUCUUCUGCCAUAGGGCCCCAUGGGGUCUAUAUGCUGAGUGCUGGGACCCUGGCCCCCCUCACCUGCUGAGGAAAGGAGCUACUUUUCCCUACAAAACAGCCCAGCUAUCUCUGACUUCCGUCUCCUGUCCCACAGUGUCCUGUAUCUAUCCACUGCUCCCCAAACUCUUUCUUGUAAUUUUUCCUCUUGCCAUAUCUCUGGGCCCCGGUCUCUCUUCUGUUCCCGCCAUCUGUGCACACUCUUCCCUCACUCUCUCAAAUCCUAUAUCCUCGUGACUGUCCUCUCCCUGGCCAAGAGGAAGGGAGGGCACUGUGUUUGGGGCUGUAUCUCAGCAAUCUUUUGUUAAUGUAUUUGGGUCAAACAAGAAGCCUCAAUAAAAGAUCUGGGGCAGCUGAGCAAGUGUCUGCUGGUAAGGUCUCACCCCUGUGGCAGGAGGGAGCCAGCCACAGGGGGUAGGUUAGGUGUGAGUGCCUUUUAAGGGGCUGCCAUGUGGGGGUGGGGGGAGGUUGGGCUCC